This is a messenger RNA of Rotaria sordida, 438 nucleotides long. The record is from the annotation of a GenBank genome assembly. NCBI's taxonomy places the organism in Eukaryota, Metazoa, Rotifera, Eurotatoria, Philodinida, Philodinidae.
AUGGAAUUUGACUCGAAAGAUUUCAAAUUAAUUCUUACGAAUUUAUUAAGUGAACAUUCAAUGCAAAUUGAUACGAACGAUUUUAAUGAUAUAUGUAAAACUGAACCUAUGGAAAUAUGUAAUGUUACUGAACAAGAAACGUCUUCUACAAAGGGAAAGAAGACAGAUAUAGCUGAUAUUAAGUCUCAGCGAUUUUGUCUUGUUAUAUUUAAUAACCCCAAAUGGUCUCAAAUUUUGAAUAAUAAAUCAAGUAAUCAACACCAAAGAUUACAAGCAACACUCAAUUGGUCUAUAGAAUCAGUAGUAAAAAAUGAAAAACAAGAUAGAUCUUUGGAUGAUCAAUUUAUUGCUCAAUUACAACAACUCAUUAAAGAAUAUAUGCAACAUACAACACGACCAUUACCACUCAAAUAUUUCCUGGAUCUAACUGAAAAAUGA